AUGUAUACGCCUGUGUACGACAGCGAUGUGGCCCAUUUCAGUCCUCAGGGAAGACUAUAUCAGGUCGAAUAUGCCAUGAAAGCAAGCGAACAAGGCAGAACGACAGCUGUAGGAAUACACGGCCCAAAAUACACAGUUUUAGUCGUAAUGAAACCAGAAGGACAUAAAUUGGCAACCAAGAGCACCCCCCAGGAUAAACUAAUACCCCUCGACGAAUCCUUGGGAGGCUGCGUCACUGGAAUUGCUGCGGACUCGAUAUCCAUCAUUAAACAUCUGAGAUUGGAAUGUGCAAACCAUCGUCAUCUUUUCGGCACCACACCGAACGUUGGACGCAUAAUGUGGGAAUUGGGACGCAAGAUGCAAAUUCCGACACAAACAUAUGGAAAACGACCUUAUGGGGUUGCUUUACUUUUAGCUACUUAUGAUGAGAACGCUCAGGAGCCCAAAUUGUAUCAUGUUGGUCCUUCUUCAUCUGUGUUUGAAUGCCGGGCUUAUGCAAUAGGCAAACGAUCAAAAAAAGCUCGAGCUUUCUUAGAAAACUAUUUCCAAGCCGAGGACCUAAAAAGCAGCAACAAGCCUUUAGGAAUCCAAGAACUGCUAGAACUGGCCGUAGAGGCCCUAAAAGCGACUUUGGAAGGAUGUGAACCUAUACAAGCUAAAAAUUUGGCAGCAGCUGUUGUAGGAUACAGACAACCAUUCAGACUAUUAGCUGAUGAUCACAUGUACUCUUUGCUAAAACAACAAAAGGGUGCAGAAGAACCUCCGGCUGCAAAUAAUGCCGAUGAAAGUUCACCAAAGAAAGAGGAAUCACCACCAAAAUCCAUAUUGCUUGUGACAAAAAAACCGACGUCUCCUGAACCAAAUCUUUUCAGUAAAGAUUCCAAUGAACGCGAUGUGGUCAUGGAUAGAAUAGUUGCUAUCAUGGAAGAGCGUCGAGAGGAGGAACGUUUACGAAAAGAGUCUUUUAGAAAAAUAAUGGAAAGCUUUAAAUCUACUAAAUCAAGCACCAAAAAUGCAGAAACCCUCUCUAACCUGUCUAUGCUAUCAACUGGCGUUUGGCAAUCAUUUGCUGACAACAGCGAUGGUACUGGGACAUCUGGUGAUGGUGAUGAAAGUGCUUCGAACGUCACCAGAAAUACAGCUUCAGAUUUACCAGAUGAAGAAACAAAAACCAUGUCAUCUGCAGGAACUGGAAGUAGUACUUCAAAUCUCGAGUCUCGCACUGAAAAUUUUUUAACGUUUAUGAGAAAUAUUGUUUCAGAUUUACCAGAUAGCGAUGUUAUCAAGAGUAAUGAAGGUAUUUCUAGCAAAGCUGAAGAAUCAGCCAGUUUGCAUAUCACAAAAAGUGAUACUGACCAGUCUGAAGGUUUAUAUACCUUAAUAACAGACGCUGCAAAUAAAAAGGCUGGAGAAAAUCCAGAUAAGUCUAAAGGCCUUGGAUAUACUAGUGCAACUUCUACUUUUAGAUCUGAUCACGAUAGUACACAAGAUUCUAGUUCCACUGGUUUUAGGACAAAAGCUCUAAAACAAAUAAGACGAGUGGAUGAUGACUUUUUAGAUAUGAGUAAUAAGAAAAAUAUUGGUCCAGAUGAUACAACUUCUACAUCUCUUAAUAACAAAGGUAUUGCUGAUAUUUUGGCAAAGCAACAGGAUUCAGAGAGCGAUGCUGCAAAAAUAAAUUCUGGAAAAACUACAGAUGAAUCCAAAGGCUCUGGAGCACCACUUACCACAAUUGUCAGUUCUAGAAGUGCAACUUCUGAUUUCAAAACUGUUGACAAUAGUUUACAAGAUUGUAGUUCUACUAGUUUUAGGACAAACCUAGUGGAUGAUACAAUUUUGGACCUACACAGAAAAACAUUGGAGAGCACUAAGAAGACUCAAAAACAAGACAAGACCAAGUGUGAUAAAAGUGAUAUUGGUCCAAGUGAUCAAAAUAAAAAGUCUGGAGAAAAUCUAGAUGUAUCAAAAGGCCCUGGAGCAUCACUUGCGACAAUUGUCGGUUCUCGAAGCGCAACUUCUAAUUUCAAAACCGUCGACGAUAGUUUACAAGAUUCUAGUUCCACUGGUUUUAGGACAAACCCAGUAGCUGAUACAAUUUUGGACCUACACAGAAAAACAUUGGAGAGCGCUAAGAAGACUCAAAAACAAGACAAGACCAAGUAUGAUAAAAAUGAUAUUGGUCCAAGUGAUCAAAAUAAAAAGUCUAGAGAAAAUCCAGAUGAAUCCAAAGAUUCUGGAUCGUCACAGACCACAAUUGUUAGUUCAAACUCAAGACGUAGAAGUGCAACUUUUAGUUCCAAAAUCGAUGACAAUAGUUUACAAGGUUCUACUAGUUCUACUAGUUUUAGAUUAAACCCAGUGGAUGAUACAAUUUUAAAUCUACACAGGAAAACAUUGGAGAGCGCCAAGAAAAAACAAAAACAAGACAAGACCAAGUGUUAUAAAAAAGAUAUUGUUCCAAGUUCCAUAUCUCUUAAUGAGGAAGUUAUUGCGAGGAUUUUGGCUUUGGAUAAACCAAGAGUUGUAUUAAGAAGAAUCGAUAUUCCUAGUUGCAGAUCUGAAGAGAAUAGUUCUCAAAAAACAAUUGUCCCUGGCGCAAACACUUUAACACCAAAAGAACCAGUGCGUGGUACCAUUUUAGAUAGCAGAAAGAAACGAGACAAGACACAGAGUAAUGAAGAAGAUAUUGGUUCUUUUAAUGCAGAAGAUAUUGCGAAAAAUUUGGCAACAGUUGAGAGAGAUAUUGGCCCAAGAGUUGUAUUGAGAAGAAUCGAUAGUCCUACUUGCAGAUCAGAAAAAGAUAGUUCUCAAGAUUCAAUUUCCCCUGGCUUACGCGCACACACUUUAACCCCAAAAGGACCAGUGCAUGGUACAGUUUUAGAUAGCAGAAAGAAGGAAAAACGACACAAGACAAAGAAUGAAAAAUAUAUUGGUCCAAGUGAUCAAAUGUCUUCCACAGUUGAGAGAGAUAUGGAACCAAGUGAUCAAUUACCCUCUACAUCUAUUCAUGACGAAGAGUUUGCAAAUAUCUUGGCAAACCAGGCAAGAGUUCCAGGUCAAAUUGAAACUUUAAAGUUUCCAUGUCACGGUCUUAGGAAAAAAGGCAUGUACGUAAAACGUCUGCGUAGUUUUUAUAAAACUGCAGGAACUCAAACUAAAACAUAUGGUAAUAAUGCCACCACCCAGACUGAUUUUGGUAGAAAACAAGUAUCCAAAACUGUAACAUACUCACAACUAAAACAUGACAGAAAUAAGAGAAAUAAAAAAGAUAUGGGUGCUAGUGAUCAAAUGCUUUCCAUAAAUCUUGAUGACGUAGAUAUUUCCAGUAUUUUGGCAAAUCAACCAAAAGUUCUUGUGACGAAAAAUGAUUGGUGUCAUAGUGAUCACGAUUCAGAAGCUACUUUUAAGUUUUCACAGAUAAAAGAUAGUUGGCCUAGUUCUUCUGCAACUGAAGGUCAAUCUGGACAAAGUUUUGAUGAUACCAAAAGGCAUAUACUAGCACAAGCUGAUUCUGACGUAAUUUUAGUCGACAGUUUUACUACCACUACUCAAAAAGUUUCUAAAUCUAAUACAGACUCGCAACCGAAGGCUUCAAAAACAAAUAAAUCUACGACCAAAUCUGCUGAAGAAAGUCAAAGACAAUUGUCUAUUACAGAAACUCCUAAAACGAGGGAUCUUAAGACAAGAAGAAAACGUUUAUAUUCUGCAACUUCUGGUAUCACUUUUGAUGAUGAUAGUCCAGUUGAUGGUACAAUUUCAAAUCUGCACAGAAAAACUUUGGAGGAAACCAAAAACAAAGACAAAAACAAGAGUGAUAUGGGAGAUUUUGGUUCAAUAUGCUCCAGAUGUUUUUCCACAAGCUUGAGCAAAAAUUUUAACGAUGACGAUUCAGAAACUGAUUUUAAAUUCCCACAAGAUGUUGCCAGAGAAAAAGAUAGUUAUGGGAAACGUCUGCGUAGUUUUAGUGCAACUGCAAGUCAAACUGGACAAAGUGUUGAUGACACCCGAAGGCAGAACCAACCAAAAAGUGAUUCUGGAAAAAAGUUGAUCAGUGGUGGAAGAAAACGUUGUUCUACUGCUACCACCUCUACUCAAUCUAGUUCUGGACGCAAAUUUACAACAAAACUUCCCAAAUCUGAAGCCCAACCACUGGAUAAAUCCAAAACCAACCAAACUAAAUCUAUUAUUCCUCGGAAACGUAGUCAAUCCUAUCAACCAAUUUUAGGAACCCCCAAAACCAAAAAUCAUCCUUUAUUACCAUUGAGUCCUCCAUCGACAAGAAGUGGUAGAAAACGUUAUUUUUCUGCAACGAGCCCAAAGGAAAAAUCUUCGCCUCCUAGUUCUUCAAGAAAACUUGACUAUGUAAUAGUGGUGGAUGAUGACGACGAAGAUGGAUACAGGAUUGAUUAUGAGAAUGUACCAGUAGAGCAGGAAGAUUCACCAAAGGUAAGUGGUAGAAGAAGGGGUCGUAAACGGAAAGAUAAAGGAGGAGGUUGA
Molecule: messenger RNA, 4497 nt
Organism: Ctenocephalides felis (cat flea)
Lineage: Eukaryota; Metazoa; Arthropoda; Insecta; Siphonaptera; Pulicidae
Exons: 7
Coding region: 1-4497 (1498 amino acids)
Biological process (GO): ubiquitin-dependent protein catabolic process
Cellular component (GO): nucleus; proteasome core complex, alpha-subunit complex; proteasome core complex
Source: RefSeq, a predicted model, not a curated record